Molecule: messenger RNA, 1137 nt
Organism: Closterium sp. NIES-65
Lineage: Eukaryota; Viridiplantae; Streptophyta; Zygnematophyceae; Desmidiales; Closteriaceae
Source: the annotation of a GenBank genome assembly
AUGGCGGACGAUUUGGGAGAUGCCAAGGCUAUUGUGCUCGACAACGGAUCCGGCGUGAUGAAGGCCAGCUUUUCCGGAGGAGAAGGGGCGCCGCGUGUUACGUUUCCCACGAUUGUUGGUCGUCCUAAGCAGUCGGGAUCGUCAGGAAGGGAGGAGGUUCAAGUCGGCGAUGACGCGCAGUACCAUGCUGGAAUUCUGAUUCUCAACCAUCCUAUUGAGCACGGUAUUGUGACAGCAUGGGACGACAUGGAAAAGAUUUGGGAGCAUACUAUCAGCAAGUCGCUUUGUUUCUCGUUUCCAGAAGAGCAUCCGGUACUCUUGACUGAAGCUGCUUCAAAUUCCGAGGGAAAUCGCGAAAAGCUGGCGGAGGUCAUGUUUGAGACUUUCAAUUUCCCCGCGAUGUAUGUCGCCAUUCAGUCUGUGCUUGCUCUGUACGCCAGCGGUCGUACCAUGGGUCUUGUACUGGACUCGGGUUUCGGCGUGUCCUCCGCCGUCCCCGUAUAUGAAGGGCUGGCUCUGCCCAACGGAAUCCAUAAUCUGAAUCUUGGUGGUCAGGAAUUGACUGGCUACCUGCAUAAGCUUCUAGAUGAGAGGGGCAUUUCCAUACACAACCCUUCUAACAGGGACAUGGUGGUCGAUCUGAAGGAGAAGCUCUCAUACGUUGCCAUUGAUUUCGAGCAGGAGAUGGCGAAUAUGGAGAGCUCACCAUCCUCGUACGAGCUUCCGGAUGGCCAGGAGGUUACUCUAACUUCUGAGCGGUUUAGGUGCCCGGAAGCUCUGUUCAAACCCUCGCUGGCUGGGGUGGAAGGCUCGGGUAUUCACGAAAUGUGCUACAACUCCAUUAUGGUGUGUGAUUUCGAUAUCAGGAGCCAGUUGUAUGGCAACAUCGUCAUUGCGGGUGGUAACGCUGGAAUCGCUGGAAUUGCUGAGCGCUUGACAAAGGAGGUCACUGAGCUUGCUGGCACAGAAGUUAAUGCUUCUAAGCCCACCUCACACCAGGGGGAUUUCAGUGCUUGGAUUGGUGGAGACAUGCUUGCGUCCCACAGCUCCUUUAAACAGAUGUGGAUUUCCAAGAGCGAGUUUCAGGAGUCAGGCGCAAGUGUUGCGCAGAGGAGGGCCCCCCUUCCUGCUGUCUGA